AGAGGCGGGUCUAGGCUGAAGCCCGGGCUCUCUGAUUGGACAGUUGCAAUAUGACUGGCACUCGAAGCGGGGAGGCGGGACAGUGGGUAUUUGGUUAGCAUGGAGUGAUUGGUAGCCUAAAAAUAGCCCUCGGUCUCUGAUUGGAUAAUAGUGACCGAGGGCCUAAUAAUUGCUCCUUUAAAGAAGUCGUCGACUCUCCUGAUUGGACACUAAAAAGAUUGACAGGCUACGUGGUAGGCAGGCUCCUGAGGGUCACUGAUUCUCUGAUUUGACAAGGGCCUGGUCGAGACCACAGAGUGGGAGGCGAGCAGUGAGCGCGAGCCAGCUCCCUGAUUGGACAACGGAUCGGUGAUUGACGGGACAGAAAGGCGGGCCUGAGAGGCUCCUGGCUCCCCGCAUAGACGGUCCCAUGCCCCACGGCGCUGCCCCACUCAGGAUGUCGGUGCCCCUGGCCGAGCUCCCCACCAGCCCCCUGGCCCUGGAAUAUCUCAACGACUUUGACCUGCUGAAGUUUGAGGUCAAACGUGAGCCGGCCGGCCUGAUGGGCGGGGCCUCCCUGGACCCCUCCCCCUGCAGCUCAGUGCCGCCCUCCCCCACGCUGAGCGAAGCGGGGCUGGGGGACGGAGGGGACCCCAAGGCGGGGCUGGAGGAGCUCUACUGGCUGGCUGCGCUGCACCAGCAGAUGGCAGGGGGUGGGGAGGGGGUGGGGCUCAGCCCAGAGGAGGUGGUGGAGGCCCUGCUGGGGGGGGCGGCCGUGGGGGGCUUCUGCCCCGGGGGGCCGCUCCAGCAGCAACAGCAGCUCCCGCCCCUCCGGGACCAUUUCUCGGACGAGCAGCUGGUGGGGAUGUCGGUGCGGGAGCUGAACCGCCGCCUGCGGGGCUUCGGCAAGGACGAGGUGCUGCGGCUGAAGCAGAAGCGCCGCACGCUGAAGAACCGCGGCUACGCCCAGUCCUGCCGCUCCAAGCGGGUGCAGCAGCGCCACCUGCUGGAGGCCGAGAAGUCCCAGCUGGCCCAUGAGCUGGACGCCCUGCGGGGGGAGCUGGCCCGGCUCGCCCACGAGCGCGACCUCUACAAGGCCCGAUGCGAGAAGCUGCUGCCCCAGCCCCCCUCGCCCUCCCAGUUCUUCCUCUGAGCUGCCCCCGGGCACUGGGGGGGCAGCAGGGGGCGCUCCUCUGUGAAGGACUCAGGGGGCGUCCCUCCGCCCCUGGCCUGCAGGGGGCGCUGCUCCAGGAAGGACUCAGGAGUGUCCCUCCGCCCCUGGCC
This is a messenger RNA of Mauremys reevesii (Reeves's turtle), 1263 nucleotides long. RefSeq names its product neural retina leucine zipper (gene NRL). NCBI's taxonomy places the organism in Eukaryota, Metazoa, Chordata, Testudines, Geoemydidae. Gene Ontology annotation, biological process: regulation of transcription by RNA polymerase II. Gene Ontology annotation, cellular component: nucleus. The record is from RefSeq and is a predicted model, not a curated record. Bases 410 to 1132 code for a protein of 240 amino acids. The transcript has 3 exons. Gene Ontology annotation, molecular function: DNA-binding transcription factor activity, RNA polymerase II-specific; RNA polymerase II cis-regulatory region sequence-specific DNA binding.